Messenger RNA from Anoplopoma fimbria (sablefish), 2493 nucleotides. It is a transcript of the gene nlgn3a, whose product is annotated as neuroligin 3a. Lineage: Eukaryota; Metazoa; Chordata; Actinopteri; Perciformes; Anoplopomatidae. Gene Ontology annotation, molecular function: signaling receptor activity; neurexin family protein binding. Bases 49 to 2493 code for a protein of 814 amino acids. Gene Ontology annotation, biological process: synaptic vesicle endocytosis; postsynaptic membrane assembly; modulation of chemical synaptic transmission. Gene Ontology annotation, cellular component: postsynaptic specialization membrane; synapse; cell surface. The transcript is spliced from 5 exons. The record is from RefSeq and is a predicted model, not a curated record.
CCCGGCUUGUAUGUUGGUCCUUUACAGUCGCACUCGCUCUCGAGGACCAUGUGGUUUUCUCCAAGGAGAGGUCGUCUCCCCUCGCAGAACUGGCCCGGUGCCCGCAGCUGCACCACUAUCAACGUGUCCUUGUGGGUGUUGAGUUUUUGUUGGUGCUUUCCGGCCGUGAGAGGUCAGAACUACCACCCCACUGUGAACACGCAGUAUGGGAAACUGCGAGGGGUGAGGGUGCCCCUGCCCAGUGAGAUUCUUGGGCCCGUGGACCAGUAUCUGGGGGUUCCAUACGCCGCCUCCCCAGUGGGAGAAAAACGCUUCUUGCCCCCGGAGCCUCCUUCCUCCUGGUCAGGGAUCAAGAACGCCACUCACUUUGCUCCCGUCUGCCCCCAAAAUAUCCACAACGCUGUGCCGGAGAUCAUGAUGCCUAUAUGGUUCACCUUCAACCUGGAUAUAGUUACUACGUACAUACAGGAUCAACACGAGGAUUGUCUUUAUCUAAACAUCUAUGUUCCAACAGAGGAUGACAUACGAGACACCGGGGCCAAGCCUGUGAUGGUGUACAUCCACGGAGGAUCCUACAUGGAGGGGACGGGCAACAUGAUCGAUGGGAGCGUCCUGGCCAGCUACGGAAAUGUCAUCGUUAUCACUCUCAACUACCGCGUCGGUGUCCUCGGCUUCCUCAGUACUGGUGACCAGGCUGCUAAAGGGAACUACGGGCUCCUGGACCAGAUCCAGGCUUUAAGGUGGAUCAGCGAGAACAUCGGCUUCUUCGGAGGAGACUCCAACCGCAUCACUGUGUUCGGUUCUGGCAUCGGGGCUUCCUGCGUCAGCCUGCUCACCCUCUCCCACCACUCUGAAGGUCUGUUCCACAGAGCCAUCAUUCAGAGCGGGUCAGCCCUCUCCAGCUGGGCGGUGAACUACCAGCCGGUCAAGUAUACACGUCUCCUGGCGGAGAAGGUGGGCUGUAAUGUCCUGGACACCUUAGACAUGGUGGACUGUCUGAGGAAGAAGAGCUCCAGGGAGCUGGUGGAGCAGGACAUCCAACCAGCGAGGUACCACGUGGCCUUUGGACCUGUAAUAGAUGGGGAUGUUAUCCCUGACGACCCCGAGAUCCUGAUGGAGCAGGGCGAGUUCCUCAACUACGACAUCAUGCUGGGGGUCAACCAGGGCGAGGGGCUACGGUUUGUCGAGAACGUGGUGGAUUCAGAGGACGGCGUGUCCGGAAAUGACUUUGACUUCUCCGUGUCAGACUUUGUGGACAGUCUGUACGGGUACCCGGAGGGCAAGGACACGUUGAGGGAGACCAUUAAGUUCAUGUACACCGACUGGGCAGACAGAGACAAUCCAGAGACCAGGCGCAAGACGCUGGUGGCUUUGUUCACCGACCACCAGUGGGUGGAGCCUUCGGUGGUGACGGCUGAUCUCCACGCUCGCUACGGCUCACCCACCUACUUCUACGCCUUUUAUCACCACUGCCAGAGCCUGAUGAAGCCAGCCUGGUCCGACGCCGCCCACGGGGACGAGGUGCCCUAUGUUUUCGGUAUCCCUAUGAUUGGUCCCACAGAUCUUUUCCCCUGUAACUUCUCAAAGAAUGAUGUCAUGCUCAGUGCUGUGGUCAUGACCUAUUGGACCAACUUUGCCAAGACUGGGGAUCCCAACAAGCCAGUUCCCCAAGACACCAAGUUCAUCCACACCAAGGCCAACCGCUUUGAAGAGGUGGCCUGGUCCAAGUACAACCCACAGGACCAGCUCUACCUGCAUAUCGGCCUGAAGCCACGCGUGCGUGACCACUACCGCGCCACCAAAGUGGCCUUCUGGAAGCACCUAGUGCCCCACCUGUACAACCUUCACGACAUGUUCCACUACACCUCCACCACCACCAAAGUGCCGCCGCCGGAGACCACCCAGAACACCUUGUCCACCAAGAAAACCUCCUGGCCGUUCAACACCAAGCGACCUCCCAUGUCCCCGGCCUACAACAGUGAGGACAAAGACUCUUGGAGUGACGACGAGGAGACGGGGCCGCUAGUGGUGGAGAACCAACGGGAUUACUCCACAGAGCUCAGCGUCACUAUCGCCGUGGGAGCCUCGCUGCUGUUCCUCAAUGUGCUGGCUUUCGCAGCCCUCUACUACCGCAAGGACAAGCGGCGGCAGGACUCCGGCCACGGGCAGCCCAGCCCGCAACGCCAGACCACCUCCAACGACAUUGGUCACCACGCGCCCGAGGAGGAGAUCAUGUCGCUGCAGAUGAACCAGACUCACCAUGAGUGCGAGGCGGGGAACAGCAACGAGGGGGCACUGCGCUUGGCCUCGCUGCCCGACUACACGCUUACUCUGCGGCGCUCUCCGGACGACAUUCCCCUCAUGACCCCCAACACCAUCACCAUGAUCCCCAAUUCCCUGGUGGGUAUGCCCAAUCUGCACCCUUACAACACCUUCACAACCGGCUUCAACUCCACUGGCCUGCCGCACUCCCACUCAACCACCCGCGUAUAG